UUUCUCUCCCACAACCUGGCAACCCUGACCCGAAGAAGAACACGGAGAAUGACGAGAUCCAGAGCCGAAAAUAGACCAGCCACUUCUCUGUCAACGCUUUGUUAACCCGAUUAUAUCUAAAUAACGUUAUUGAACACCGUAGCACUGAAUUCGCUAAAGUAUGACAGAGCCCCAGUCUGCAUUGUUGCUCAAGAAACAGCUUGCAGAGCUGAACAAAAACCCAGUGGAGGGAUUCUCGGCAGGUUUGAUUGAGGAAAGUGACCUUUACAGAUGGGAAGUCCUCAUAAUUGGUCCCCCAGACACAUUAUACGAGGGAGGUGUUUUCAAAGCUCACCUGACGUUUCCCAAAGACUACCCUCAAAGACCUCCCAAAAUGAAGUUCGUUACAGAUAUUUGGCACCCCAAUGUUGACAAGAAUGGAGAUGUAUGUAUUUCUAUUUUACACGAGCCUGGAGAGGAUAAGUAUGGCUAUGAGAAACCUGAAGAGCGCUGGCUGCCUAUCCACACAGUUGAGACCAUCAUGAUUAGUGUUAUCUCUAUGCUGGCAGACCCAAAUGGUGACUCCCCAGCAAAUGUAGAUGCUGCUAAACAAUGGAGAGAGGACAGAAAUGGUGAAUUCAAAAGAGAAGUUUCCCGUUGUGUACGAAAAAGCCAAGAGACGGCAUUUGAGUGAUAUUUAGCAUGAUUCUAGCUCAAUGUUUUCAGGGUUUCAACUUUUCAAUCGACAUGGCACUGUCUCUAGUUCCAUUUGGGAUCAGGCUUGUCCUCCUAUUUUCAGCAGGACUUGUCUGGCUUUUCCUUGGGCUGCAACUGAACAUACCAGUGACUACCAAGGCUGAAUGAAAGUUGCCAAGAAAGUGCCAACAAAACAGGAAAAAUAAUAAAUACAAUUUUAUUUGAGUUUAUGAACUGCUUCAACCUUCAGGAAGAUAUUGUAAAGACAUGUAAAUAGCACAGACUAAACCGGAUAAUAUAUUCACUUUUUCCAUUCGUUAGGAGUCUUGACCAAAUAAAUAGCACUGGUUUAUUUUUUUCUA
Molecule: messenger RNA, 1037 nt
Organism: Periophthalmus magnuspinnatus
Lineage: Eukaryota; Metazoa; Chordata; Actinopteri; Gobiiformes; Gobiidae
Gene: ube2g1a
Product: ubiquitin-conjugating enzyme E2G 1a (UBC7 homolog, yeast)
Exons: 6
Coding region: 161-673 (170 amino acids)
Biological process (GO): proteasome-mediated ubiquitin-dependent protein catabolic process; protein polyubiquitination
Molecular function (GO): ubiquitin conjugating enzyme activity
Source: RefSeq, a predicted model, not a curated record